AUGCAUGCGCAUAACGAAAGCAAGGAAAAAAAAAAGCACAUCUUGAGCAAUCGACCACAGUCUUUUUCGAUACGCUUGGAACAGAUGUUAACUAGACAAUUCUCAUCUUCUAUUCCCAGUUUCAAGAGAUUGACCGAAAAUGCAUUCUCCUUAAACGAGUGGUUGUUCAGAAAGGAGCUUUUUAAGUUGUAUCGCAGAAUAGUGAGAACUGCCUAUAAAACGCAUGAAAGAAGAGAACUUAUUGAAUUUGCGAAAGGUCAAUUCAUACAGAACAAGGAAGUAGCUGAGUUAAACCAGAGAAAAUAUCUACUUAACGUUGGAAUGAAGCAGUUUAGGGACAUGAGUAAGACUAUGGGAUUUCUGCUUGACGUAGGAUUGAAGCCAUCAGAUUUGUAA
Messenger RNA from Dujonia railenensis, 396 nucleotides. NCBI's taxonomy places the organism in Eukaryota, Fungi, Ascomycota, Pichiomycetes, Serinales, Debaryomycetaceae. The record is from the annotation of a GenBank genome assembly.